Messenger RNA from Sphaerodactylus townsendi, 597 nucleotides. RefSeq names its product protein zer-1 homolog. Lineage: Eukaryota; Metazoa; Chordata; Lepidosauria; Squamata; Sphaerodactylidae. The record is from RefSeq and is a predicted model, not a curated record. Bases 1 to 594 code for a protein of 197 amino acids. The transcript has 4 exons. Gene Ontology annotation, cellular component: Cul2-RING ubiquitin ligase complex.
AUGCUAGAGCAGGUGGGGGCAGGCUACCAAAAGGAGCCGCUGGUGGGCAAGGCGGCUUCAUCUUGCAGCCCGUUUCCCAUUGUUUGGCUGAACAGCAACAAGAGCUGUUCCUCUUUGUUUACCUUUAGGCAUUUGGACAUCUCCCGAGACCGUCUGUCUAGUUAUUAUAAAUUCAAGCUGACGCGCAAAGUUCUGAACCUUUUCGUGGAGAACCUGGUGAACCUGAUCUCACUGGACAUUUCAGGACACACCAUGCUGGAGAACUGCACCGUCCCAAACAUGGAGGAGAAGGCAAAUCAGAUCAGCACCAAUCCAGAGAAGAGCAGCAUAGCCCCCUUCCGGAACCUGAAGAGGCCGCUCCGGUUCUUGGGCCUCUUUGAUACGUCUCUUUGCCAUCUCUCGUACAUCCCAGCAUGCCAGGUGACUGGGGAUAAGAACGAAGAUCAGGUGCUGAAUGCCAUCGAAGCGUACACUGAACACCGGCAGGAGAUCACGUCACGGGCCAUCAACCACCUUUUCGACAUUGCCCGCAUUGAGCGCUGCACCCAGCUCCUCCGAGCCCUCAAGGUGAGAGCCAUGCCCUCUUUCAAGUAGGAC